GAAGUGCAGCGCGCAUGUCAGAGCGGCGCCUUGACAAAGGAACCGGAUCAGGUGGAGAUCCGCGGUUCCGAGGCCGGCCGCCGGGCCUCUGGGGCCGGUUCUGGCUGACGGGUCCAUCCGGCCCGAGAAGCUGCAGCGGCGGACCCGCGGAGCUCAGAGGACACGGUACCGGAACCGGGAUUUAGAGCGAAACUUACCGUCGGUGAUGAUCCGCGUCACUCCGCUGACACACAAAACAACACGGAAACUGGAGGCUGGGAGGGCAGCACGCAUGCGCAGAGAGGAGAGUGGGCGGAGGCAGGGAGAGAGAGAGAGAGAGAGAGAGAGAGAGAGAGAGAGAGAGAGAGAGAGAGAGAGAGAGAGAGAGAGAGAUGUUCUGAUUGAGAUAACAAAGAACCCUCAGAACCAAGAACCUACAGAACCAAGAACCUACAGAACCGGGCUGCUGGAGCCCAGCUGUGUAGCCAGAACCAGUCGGGCUGAUCUGGGUUCUGUCACAGACUGAAUCUGGAACAUUUAUUUGUUCAGAACCAGAACCUGACCCAGUUCCUGGUUCCUGUAAACCUGCAGAGUUCUGGUUCUGAGAACACAGAGGGCUCUAUCCUGAGCUGGACCCAGAACCAUGUAGCUGCAGGGAUUGGUGUUCUGCUUGGUUCUGAUCCAGAACCCGGUGCUGGUCAGGACUGUGGCAGCAGGGUUCUGGAUGAAUUCUUUAGACACCGUUCUAUUACAAUGCUGCAGCAGUUCUCCCGGUUCUGGUCCAACAGGACUCCUUUAUUCUGUUUGAACUCCACCAAGGCGUUCGAACAGAACCUUGGUGGUGAACUCCGGUUCUGAUCGGGUCUGGACUCUUGCGUCUCACUGAGAGUGGACCUCGUACUGUGGGAACAUGUUUGGUUCUGCUGGUUCUCUGGGUCAUGGUCCAGAGCUGCAGAACUUCUGCUUUUAUGCCGUGAUGACCCGUUCCUGUGAUCAGGUUCUGGAUGACGCUCCGGUACCGCUGGACUCCAUCUCAUCCUGAGCAGAACAGAACCGGCUCAGCAGCAGGUGGCGCCGGGUCCAGUGGGCCAGCUGUCCGGCGCUCCCAGCUGGGAGCUCCUCCCCUGCUCCCCCUCCCUCUCCCCCUCCCUCCCCUCCUCCCUCCCUGCGUCUCCCUCAGAGGCGAGGAGCAGCUGGACCGAGCGGAGGGAUUCUGGAACGGGUCGCCUGGCGCUGAGACUGGAGGUGUUUUCAUCUGUCCUGAGCUGAAGUGAUGUCACCCGAUCCAGCCGAGCUUUAGCAUCCGAGCCACUGAGACGGCUUUAUGGACUCAUGGGACGUCCCGCAGACCUCACUAUGACUGGACACGGAACCGGACCGUCCCAGAUCCACUGUCUGAUUCUAAGCCCACGAUUCAGCCCGGACCUCUUUAGAUGCAGAACUGAAGACAUGCAAACUGAGAACUCCCUGAGAUGUUUGCAGCUGAUUUAACGUGCGUCUGCUGAACAAUAACCAGGUCCGGUUACGAUCUGAGGACCUGAGUGAAAACACUCAUCGGUGAUUGACCAACAGCGUCCAUUUCCUCCUAAUGGAGCCAGAGCAGCAGAAGCAAACGUCAGCCUUAGCAUCCCAUCCUGCCCUCCCCUGGGAACCAGAACCAUUAGCCUACACACACACACUUCCUGUCAAAUGCUUCAUGAAUAUUUAAGUACAGCUUAACUCUGGGCCUACAGAACCCACAAAGUCUGAACACAGAUCUGCAGCCACAGCCUGGAAACCAGAUUUCACACCUUCAGGUCCAGAUAUCCGCUCCUAGAACUGGAAACUUAACCUUCAGCUCCAGAGUUUGUGUUCUGUAACGUUCUCUGAGGGAUGCCUGACAGCAGAAGGAUGUUGUCCCCUCAUUCUGCUACUGCUGUCCCCACCUCCUCGAACCCCCCUCCACCUCGCACAGCAACCUCUGACCCCCGACAAGUUACCAUGGACACCUACUGGAGAGAAGUUCAGAGCAUCGAGGAGGAGCAGGAGGGGCAGGAGGAAGAGGAGGAAGAGGAGAGGAAGAGCAUGGAUGGUGAGUGGAACGGGCCAACAGGUGAGACCUCGUCCAGUGUGUGUCCUUCAUGUCUGUUUGGUGCAGAGGUGGAGCUGGACGAGGCGUGGCUGACGGAGGCGGGGUUGUCCUCCCUGGUGGUGGGCUCCUCAUCAACGGAGGCACCCCCCGCGGCGGAGGCGGUGCUCGCCACACUGACACGGCAGCAAGCCGCCACCGUGAAGAAGAGGCUGGACAACUACAACGAGACACUGAGGAAACGCAACCGGCAGUCCAUCAGGGACGUGCGAGACGUCUUCACUGAGCCUGACGGGGACUCUGCAGGCCACGGCCCGUUCCCGACCCAACGCCAUCCCGAGUCACCGCCCAGGAGGUACCACACCACAACCAAGACCAUCCGCCGCAACACCAACAGAGGGCGGUCCACUCUUCCCAUGUUUGUCUUUGAGGAUCAGCUGCCUGAAGACCCAUCAUCCCCCGCCCUCACCCCCUCCCCCUCCUCCCCCAACACGUACCCGUCCCCGCUGAGUCAGGUGAGACGUGCUGAUUGGCUGCUGCGGGACACGCCGUACUCGGAGGGCGUGGCCGAGCACAAACGGGGCGGGGCCUGCAGGGACUGUGUACGGUUCCAUGGAGACGAGAACAGGGAGGUGCAGUUCGCUCCCGUCUCGCCGUCACACGCCCUCACCUGUGCAGACGACCUGUCAUCACGUGACCUCACACGGCUCGGUUUCAUCGCUCACAUCGAGCUCUCCACCUUCCUGCUGGCUCUGGGUGUCCAAACCAAACGCAGCCGCCCGCCCCACCGCCGGACACGGGACGGCGGCGUGUUCGGCGUCUCUCUGACCUCGCUGUUGGACAACGACAGGAAGACGUUUCCCGGAGUCAGAGUUCCCGUCUUCUUCCAGAAGCUGCUGGGCGUCUUGGAGCAGAACGGCCUGCAGACCGAGGGAAUCCUUCGAGUUUCAGGAUCCGCUGCCAAACUGAAGGCGCUGCGCAGGGAGCUGGACCGCUGCUGGAGCGUCUUUGAUUGGACGGAGGUGCGCCCGGUGGACGCCGCCGGCCUGCUGAAGCUCUUCAUCAGAGAGCUGCCCACGCCGCUGCUGACGCACACGCACCUGUCCACCUUCUGCUCGCUGCUGGGCGUGUCCUCAGAGGUCCAUCAGGUGCAGGCGCUGCAGCUGCUGCUCGUGCUCCUCCCUGAAGCCCACAGGAACACCUUAAAGGCCCUGCUGGUCUUCCUGCGUAAGGUCGUCUCGCAUGAGGACCACAACCGCAUGACCCUGUGGAACGUCUCCAUGGUGAUGGCGCCCAACCUCUUCACCCGCUGUAACCGUGGAAACAAGCGCUCCGUGGCCAAGCAGCGGGGCGAGAUGGAGGAGGCGGUGGGCGGGGCUCACCUGAUCCGGCUGAUGAUCCGGCACCAAGACCUGCUGUGGACCGUGCCCAAGUUUCUGCUGGCCCAGGUGAGGCAGAUGAACCAGGCGUCCAAUCAGAGGCAGUUCAACCUGAGCAGGACGACGUCCCGCCUGCUGAGGAGGAAGAACGAGAACAACGACAGGAACCAGAUCAGCGAGCUGUGUGAAGGGGUCAUCCGGGUCCACGCUCCGCUGCACACCAAGGUUUCCAUGGCGGUGCAGCUGGACGAGCAGACGACGGCCCGAGACGUCACCGCCCGCUUCCAGUCGGACACCAGCCCCGCCCAGCAUCUGUACGAGGUCGGAGGAAACAUCUAUGAGCGCCGCCUCCACCCGGACUGCAGCCUGCUGGAGGUGUACCGAGACAACCCGCGCUGUGAUUGGCUGGUCAGACCCUGACGAGGCGCGGUUCUGACCCGGAUGACGAUCACCUGUUGUGUUACCUGCUGAUGUGUGAAAUAAAAAGCUGAACCCGUC
Messenger RNA from Fundulus heteroclitus (mummichog), 3924 nucleotides. It is a transcript of the gene arhgap28, whose product is annotated as Rho GTPase activating protein 28. The record is from RefSeq and is a predicted model, not a curated record. The transcript has 15 exons. Gene Ontology annotation, molecular function: GTPase activator activity. Gene Ontology annotation, biological process: regulation of actin filament polymerization; signal transduction; regulation of small GTPase mediated signal transduction. Gene Ontology annotation, cellular component: cytoplasm. Bases 1852 to 3846 code for a protein of 664 amino acids. Lineage: Eukaryota; Metazoa; Chordata; Actinopteri; Cyprinodontiformes; Fundulidae.